Propithecus coquereli (Coquerel's sifaka) is the source of this 5407-nucleotide messenger RNA. It is a transcript of the gene ITSN1, whose product is annotated as intersectin 1 (SH3 domain protein). The transcript has 39 exons. The coding region runs from base 344 to 5407 and encodes 1687 amino acids. Gene Ontology annotation, molecular function: guanyl-nucleotide exchange factor activity; calcium ion binding; protein binding. The record is from RefSeq and is a predicted model, not a curated record. Lineage: Eukaryota; Metazoa; Chordata; Mammalia; Primates; Indriidae. Gene Ontology annotation, biological process: positive regulation of Rho protein signal transduction; intracellular signal transduction.
AUGGGCGGAGACGGAGGGGAGACGGGGGCGGGGGGGAGGCAGCGGAGGGAGAUGAGGAGAUAGGCGGGAGCGAGGGAGCUAGGGAGGGAGCGACGGAGGUAGAGAAGAGUGGAGAAGCAAGGGGCGGGAGCGCAGCUUGGUUGCUCCGUAGUACGGCGGCUCGCGAGGCAGAAUCCCGAGCGGGCACGGGGACGGACGGAGAGGCGGGCGGGGAUGGUGUGCGGGGCUGCGGCUCCUGCGUCCCUCCCCGCGGCGUGUGAGCUGCAUUGAUUUGUCCCUGGGGCGGCAGCGCGGACCCGCCCGGAGAUGAGGCAUCAAUUAGCAAGGUAAAAGUAACAGAACCAUGGCUCAGUUUCCAACACCUUUUGGUGGCAGCCUGGAUAUCUGGGCCAUAACUGUAGAGGAAAGAGCGAAGCAUGAUCAGCAGUUCCAUAGUUUAAAGCCAAUAUCUGGAUUUAUUACUGGUGAUCAAGCUAGAAACUUUUUUUUUCAAUCCGGGUUACCUCAACCUGUUUUAGCACAGAUAUGGGCACUAGCUGACAUGAAUAAUGAUGGAAGAAUGGAUCAAGUGGAGUUUUCCAUAGCUAUGAAACUUAUCAAACUGAAGCUGCAAGGAUAUCAGCUCCCCUCCGCACUUCCCCCUGUCAUGAAACAGCAACCAGUUGCUAUUUCUAGUGCACCAGCAUUUGGUAUAGGAGGUAUCGCCAGCAUGCCACCUCUUACAGCUGUUGCUCCAGUGCCAAUGGGAUCCAUUCCAGUGGUUGGAAUGUCUCCACCCCUAGUAUCUUCUGUUCCCACAGCAGCAGUGCCUCCCCUGGCUAAUGGGGCUCCCCCUGUAAUGCAACCUCUGCCCGCAUUUGCUCAUCCUGCAGCCACAUUGCCAAAGAGUUCUUCCUUUAGUAGAUCUGGUCCCGGGUCACAAUUAAACACUAAAUUACAGAAGGCACAAUCAUUUGAUGUGACCAGUGCUCCUCCAGUGGCAGAAUGGGCUGUUCCUCAGUCAUCAAGACUGAAAUACAGGCAAUUAUUCAAUAGUCAUGACAAAACUAUGAGUGGACACUUAACAGGUCCCCAAGCAAGAACUAUUCUUAUGCAAUCAAGUUUACCACAGGCUCAGUUGGCUUCAAUAUGGAAUCUUUCUGAUAUUGAUCAAGAUGGAAAACUCACAGCAGAAGAAUUUAUCCUGGCUAUGCACCUAAUUGAUGUAGCUAUGUCUGGCCAACCACUGCCACCUGUCCUGCCUCCAGAAUACAUUCCACCUUCCUUUAGAAGAGUUCGAUCUGGCAGUGGUAUAUCUGUCAUAAGCUCAACAUCUGUAGAUCAGAGGUUACCAGAGGAACCAGUUUUGGAAGAUGAACAGCAACAAUUAGAAAAGAAAUUACCUGUAACGUUUGAAGAUAAGAAGCGGGAGAACUUUGAACGUGGCAAUCUGGAACUGGAGAAACGAAGACAAGCUCUCUUGGAGCAGCAGCGCAAAGAGCAAGAGCGCUUGGCGCAGCUGGAGCGGGCGGAGCAGGAGAGGAAAGAGCGUGAGCGGCAGGAGCAGGAGCGCAAGAGGCAGCUGGAGCUGGAGAAGCAGCUGGAAAAGCAGCGGGAGCUGGAGCGGCAGAGAGAAGAGGAGAGGAGGAAGGAGAUCGAGAGGCGAGAGGCUGCAAAACGGGAACUUGAAAGGCAACGACAACUUGAGUGGGAACGGAAUCGAAGGCAAGAACUGCUAAAUCAAAGAAACAAAGAACAAGAAGACAUAGUUGUACUGAAAGCAAAGAAAAAGACUUUGGAAUUUGAAUUAGAAGCUCUAAAUGAUAAAAAGCAUCAACUGGAAGGAAAACUUCAAGAUAUCAGAUGUCGAUUGACCACACAAAGGCAGGAAAUUGAGAGUACAAACAAAUCCAGAGAGUUGAGAAUUGCUGAAAUCACCCAUCUACAGCAACAAUUACAGGAGUCUCAGCAAAUGCUUGGAAGACUUAUUCCAGAAAAACAGAUACUCAAUGACCAAUUAAAACAAGUUCAGCAAAACAGUUUGCACAGAGAUUCACUUCUUACACUUAAAAGAGCCUUAGAAGCAAAAGAACUAGCUCGGCAGCAGCUACGAGACCAACUGGAUGAAGUGGAGAAAGAAACAAGAUCAAAACUACAGGAGAUUGAUAUUUUCAAUAAUCAGCUGAAGGAACUAAGAGAAAUCCAUAAUAAGCAGCAACUCCAGAAGCAAAAGUCCAUAGAGGCUGAACGACUGAAACAGAAAGAGCAAGAGCGAAAGAUCAUAGAAUUAGAAAAACAAAAAGAAGAAGCCCAAAGACGCGCUCAGGAGAGGGACAGGCAGUGGCUGGAGCACGUGCAGCAGGACGAGGAACAUCAGAGGCCGAGAAAACUCCACGAUGAGGAAAGACAGAAAAGGGAAGAGAGCGUCAAAAAGAAGGACGGUGAGGAAAAAGGCAAACAGGAAGUGCAAGACAAGCUGGGUCGGCUUUUCCAUCAACACCAGGAACCAGCUAAGCCAGCUGUCCAAGCACCCUGGUCCACCGCAGAAAAGGGUCCACUAACCAUUUCCGCACAGGACAAUGUGAAAGUGGUGUAUUACCGAGCGCUCUACCCCUUUGAGUCCAGAAGUCAUGACGAAAUCACUAUCCAGCCGGGAGACAUAGUCAUGGUAAGAAAGACUCCAGAAAACGAGGUUCCUGCUCCAGUCAAACCAGUGACUGAUCUGACAUCUGCCCCUGCCCCCAAACUGGCUUUGCGUGAGACCCCUGCUCCUUUGGCCGUGACUUCGUCAGAGCCCUCCACGACCACCAACAACUGGGCUGACUUCAGCUCCACGUGGCCCACCAGCACGAAUGAGAAACCAGAAACGGAUAACUGGGAUGCGUGGGCAGCCCAGCCCUCUCUCACCGUUCCGGGUGCCGGCCAGUUAAGGCAGAGGUCAGCCUUCACCCCAGCCACGGCCACCGGCUCCUCCCCAUCUCCUGUGCUAGGCCAGGGUGAAAAGGUGGAGGGGCUACAAGCGCAAGCCCUGUAUCCUUGGCGAGCCAAAAAAGACAACCAUUUAAAUUUUAACAAGAAUGAUGUCAUCACCGUCCUGGAACAGCAAGACAUGUGGUGGUUUGGAGAAGUUCAAGGUCAGAAGGGUUGGUUCCCCAAGUCUUACGUGAAACUCAUUUCAGGGCCCAUAAGGAAAUCUACAAGCAUGGAUUCUGGUUCUUCAGAAAGUCCUGCUAGCCUAAAGAGAGUAGCUUCGCCCAAGCCAGUCGUUUCGGGAGAAGAAUUUAUUGCCAUGUACACUUACGAGAGUUCUGAGCAAGGAGAUUUAACCUUUCAGCAAGGGGAUGUGAUUUUGGUUACCAAGAAAGAUGGUGACUGGUGGACAGGAACAGUGGGCGACAAAUCCGGAGUCUUCCCUUCUAACUAUGUGAGGCUUAAAGAUUCAGAGGGCUCUGGAACUGCUGGGAAAACAGGGAGUUUAGGAAAAAAACCUGAAAUAGCCCAGGUCAUCGCGUCAUACACUGCCACCGGUCCCGAGCAGCUUACUCUCGCCCCUGGUCAGCUGAUUUUGAUCCGAAAAAAGAACCCAGGUGGAUGGUGGGAAGGAGAGUUGCAAGCACGUGGGAAAAAGCGCCAGAUAGGCUGGUUCCCAGCUAAUUAUGUAAAACUUCUAAGCCCCGGGACGAGCAAAAUCACUCCAACAGAGCCACCAAAGGCAGCGGCUUUACCGGCAGUGUGCCAGGUGAUCGGGAUGUACGAUUACACCGCGCAAAAUGACGACGAGCUGGCCUUCAACAAGGGCCAGAUCAUCAACGUCCUCAACAAGGAAGACCCUGACUGGUGGAAAGGAGAAGUCAACGGCCAAGUGGGGCUCUUCCCGUCCAAUUACGUGAAGCUGACCACAGACAUGGACCCAAGCCAGCAAUGGUGUUCAGACUUGCAUCUCUUGGAUAUGUUGACCCCGACUGAAAGAAAGCGACAAGGAUACAUCCACGAACUCAUUGUCACGGAGGAGAACUACGUGAACGACCUGCAGCUGGUCACAGAGAUCUUUCAGAAACCCUUGAUGGAGUCUGAGCUGCUGACAGAGAAAGAGGUUGCUAUGAUUUUUGUCAACUGGAAGGAGCUGAUUAUGUGUAAUAUCAAACUUCUGAAAGCCCUGAGGGUCCGCAAGAAGAUGUCUGGGGAGAAGAUGCCCGUGAAGAUGAUCGGGGACAUCCUGAGCGCCCAGCUGCCGCACAUGCAGCCCUACAUCCGCUUCUGCAGCUGCCAGCUCAAUGGGGCCGCCCUGAUCCAGCAGAAGACGGACGAGGCCCCUGACUUCAAGGAGUUUGUCAAAAGACUGGCAAUGGACCCUCGGUGUAAAGGGAUGCCGCUCUCUAGUUUUAUACUGAAGCCUAUGCAGCGGGUAACCAGAUACCCACUGAUCAUUAAAAAUAUCCUGGAAAACACUCCAGAAAACCACCCCGACCACAGCCACCUGAAGCACGCCCUGGAGAAGGCGGAGGAGCUGUGCUCCCAGGUGAACGAAGGAGUGCGUGAGAAGGAGAACUCGGACCGGCUGGAGUGGAUCCAAGCCCACGUGCAGUGUGAAGGCCUGUCCGAGCAACUCGUGUUCAAUUCAGUGACCAAUUGCUUGGGGCCACGGAAGUUCCUGCACAGUGGGAAACUCUACAAGGCCAAGAGCAACAAGGAGCUGUAUGGUUUCCUUUUCAACGACUUCCUCCUGCUGACUCAAAUCACGAAGCCCUUGGGGUCUUCCGGCACCGACAAGGUCUUCAGCCCCAAAUCCAACCUGCAGUAUAAAAUGUACAAAACACCUAUCUUCCUAAAUGAGGUUCUGGUAAAAUUACCCACCGACCCUUCUGGAGAUGAACCCAUCUUCCACAUUUCCCACAUCGACCGAGUCUACACCCUCCGAGCAGAAAGCAUAAACGAAAGGACUGCCUGGGUGCAGAAAAUCAAAGCUGCUUCUGAACUCUACAUAGAGACUGAGAAAAAGAAGCGGGAGAAGGCGUACCUUGUUCGUUCCCAAAGAGCAACAGGCAUUGGAAGGUUGAUGGUGAACGUGGUUGAAGGCAUUGAGUUGAAACCCUGUCGGUCACAUGGCAAGAGCAACCCAUACUGCGAGGUGACCAUGGGCUCCCAGUGCCACAUCACCAAGACGAUCCAGGACACUCUGAACCCCAAGUGGAAUUCCAACUGCCAGUUCUUCAUCAGAGACCUGGAGCAGGAGGUCCUCUGCAUCACCGUGUUCGAGAGGGACCAGUUCUCACCAGAUGAUUUUUUGGGUCGGACGGAGAUCCGUGUGGCCGACAUCAAGAAGGACCAGGGCUCCAAGGGGCCAGUCACGAAGUGUCUCCUGCUGCACGAGGUCCCCACGGGAGAGAUUGUGGUCCGCUUGGACCUGCAGUUGUUUGAUGAGCCGUAG